Dentiscutata erythropus is the source of this 363-nucleotide messenger RNA. The record is from the annotation of a GenBank genome assembly. NCBI's taxonomy places the organism in Eukaryota, Fungi, Glomeromycota, Glomeromycetes, Diversisporales, Gigasporaceae.
AUGGUUCCACAUAAUGACAGUGUAACUUAUAAUCUUUGUCAAGCAUUUCCUCAUUUAUCUCUCACUAAGCACUCUAAUAAAAAUAAUUAUAUUGCUGUAUGUGCUUCAUGCAUAUCUGCUAAUAAACACCAUAAUGCUCCAGUAUUAUCACCUAUUCCAGAAGUAUUAGCAAAUGUUCUAAUCUCUCUUGGACAUGCAAAAAAUACAAACCAAUUUACAAAUUAUCGUCAUCUUAUUGGUAUAUUUGGUCUAUCAAGAAAUAUACAUGCUUUGCAUCUUUAUUUAGAGGUAUUAGGUACAAUUUUAGUUCCUGUAGCUGAAAAUAACUGGUUUCAUCCAACUUUACAACAUGCUGCUAAUUAG